AUGGCAAGGGAUUGCACCCGUGGGAAGAACCCAAAUGCGAGCCAGAGUCAGCACCAGGGGCGAGUAUUUGCUGUAAACACCAAGGAUGCUUCCAAGGUGGAUCCGUUGAUGAGAGGUAUAUGUUUAAUUGGUGAUAAAACAUUAAUUUCAUUGUAUGAUACUGGAGCUUCGCAUUCAUUUAUUUCGUUUGCUAAAGUUAAAGAACUAGGCUUGAAAGUGUCAAAGUUAGUGUUUGAUUUGCAUGUACAUACUCCGCAUAUGAUGGUUAUGAAUAGGGCAGGGUGUAGGCAAGUAGGUUUUAAGCUUGUGGGUAGAGACUUCGUGCAUGACUUGAUUUGUUUACCAAUGGUUAGGUUGGAGAUAAUUUUGGAGUUUGAUUGGUUGUCGAAGAAUUGGGUUUUGUUGCAUUUCUUUGAGCAGUCGAUUUGGUUUAUGCUGGAAGGAGAAAAUAGGGCAGUGAUAGCUGAGGGCUACUACCUGAACUUUGUAACGGUGCACUAUAGUGGGGAAGAGUAUCAGGGUUAUCUCUUGUUGACUUCUAAUGCGUUGGGUGAUGCCCAGAACUUAGAUCAGAUUCCGGUGGUAAGAGACUUUCCUGAGGUAUUCCCGGAAGAUAUCCCAAAGCUUUCACCUCAAAGGGAGAUUGAAUUUGCAAUUGAAUUGGUGCUGGGAACUAGACCAGUAUCGAUUGCGUCGUAUAGAAUGGCUCUGAUAGAGCUGGCCGAAUUAAAAACUCAGUUGGAAGAGCUUUUGAAUAAGAGGUUCAUUCGACCGAGUGUACCACCGUGGGGAGCGCCCAUUUUAUUGGUGAAGAAGGAUAGAGGAAUAUGA
Messenger RNA from Arachis duranensis, 831 nucleotides. RefSeq lists its product as uncharacterized. Bases 1 to 831 code for a protein of 276 amino acids. NCBI's taxonomy places the organism in Eukaryota, Viridiplantae, Streptophyta, Magnoliopsida, Fabales, Fabaceae. The record is from RefSeq and is a predicted model, not a curated record. The transcript has a single exon.